Messenger RNA from Pochonia chlamydosporia 170, 2091 nucleotides. Its product is annotated as mannosyl-oligosaccharide 1,2-alpha-mannosidase. Gene Ontology annotation, cellular component: membrane; endoplasmic reticulum. Gene Ontology annotation, molecular function: mannosyl-oligosaccharide 1,2-alpha-mannosidase activity; calcium ion binding. NCBI's taxonomy places the organism in Eukaryota, Fungi, Ascomycota, Sordariomycetes, Hypocreales, Clavicipitaceae. Gene Ontology annotation, biological process: carbohydrate metabolic process; N-glycan processing. Bases 1 to 2091 code for a protein of 696 amino acids. The record is from RefSeq and is a predicted model, not a curated record. The transcript is spliced from 3 exons.
AUGAUCCGCGAUCCGUUCGAUAUCCACCGUAAGAACGUCUUUAAAGCCACUGCUUUUCAAGCUGUCCAGAAUAUCAGAACCACGGCAGCGCAGGUCGGCGCAACGGCCCUCGACAUGUCGUUCAACAUCCCGAAGAAUGUCCCCAACUUUGUAGCACCCCAUCGAGACUUGGAGGACAGAGCAUGGGCGACACUGUCACGAGGCAAGAGGAGUGCUGGCGCCGGCGGUUUCAUGGAUGGCGUGCAGAGCAAGGUGUCUCAUUAUUUCGAAGACGAUUCGCUGCCGAUGUACAAAGACAAGCCGUACGGAUACGGAAGGAAACGCUGGUGGAGAAGAAAACGAGUGUUAAGCACAAUUGCGCUUGCGCUGUUGACCUUUCUCUGGCUGACGGGGUUCAUCGGUGGCAAUGACAAGAAGCGGUCGUCGACGUCGAAAUCUACAUGGGCAUGGCUGGGCAUGUCCAAGGCUAACAAGGUGGCCAAUUGGGACGAGAGACGGAAGAGCGUUGUUGAAGCGUUCGAGUUGAGUUGGGAUACAUACUCGCGCUAUGCUUGGGGCUAUGACGAGUAUCACCCAAUUUCGAAGACGGGCAAGAACAUGGCGCCCAAGGGACUGGGUUGGAUUAUAAUUGAUUCCUUGGACACAAUGAUGUUGAUGAACUUGACAUCUCGAGUGGAGCAUGCACGAGAAUGGCUGUCAAAAUCUUUGACUUGGGACCAGGACCAGGAUGUCAAUACGUUCGAAACAACGAUUCGCAUGCUUGGUGGUCUCUUAUCAGCUCAUUACCUAUCUAACGAGUAUCCCAACCUCGCACCUGUAAAGGACGACGACCCAGGGAAGCCAGGCGAGGAUCUCUACCUGGAGAAGGCUAAGGAUCUAGCUGACCGACUAAUGUCCGCAUUCGAGUCUGAGUCCGGCGUACCUUACGCCAGCGUGAAUCUUGGAAAAAUGCAAGGCCUACCCUCCCAUGCGGACGGCGGUGCUUCUUCCACGGCCGAAGCAACCACGGUACAACUCGAGUUCAAAUACCUUGCAAAGCUGACUGGUGAAACAAAUUUCUGGGAGAAGGUUGAGAAGGUGAUGGAAGUUGUAGACAAUAACAAUCCCAAGGGUGGGUUGGUUCCCAUCUACCUCUAUGCCACGACUGGGGAGUUCCGAGGCUCGAAUAUCCGCUUGGGAAGCCGAGGUGAUUCGUACUAUGAGUACCUGAUCAAGCAGUACCUCCAGACGAAUAAGCAGGAACCGGUGUACGAACAAAUGUGGGAUGAAGCGCUUGAAGGUGUUCGCAAGCAUCUCAUUACUUACACUGAACCGACUGGCUACACCAUCAUUGGAGAACGGCCUAGCGGAUUAGACGGCUAUCUUUCGCCAAAGAUGGACCACCUUGUAUGCUUUAUGCCUGGCACGAUUGCAUUGGGGGCUACCGGCGGUCUUACCGAAGCUGAAGCGCGCAAACUCCCAUCUUGGAACAAGAAGAAGGAUACCGAAAUGAAACUCGCCCGGGAGCUGAUGCAAACAUGCUGGGGCAUGUAUAAAGUCAUGGCAACUGGAUUGGCAGCAGAGAUUACAUACUUCAGGAUUGCGGAUCCUCCCCUACCAGAGUCUGCACCACACCAUCCCCCAGAGACAUUUGACUCUGACCCUCACGCUUCUUGGCGAGAUGACUUCCAAGUCCAACCGAACGAUGUCCACAACCUGCAGCGACCAGAAACGGUCGAGAGUCUCUUCUAUAUGUGGAGAAUAACUGGUGACAUCAAGUAUCGUGAAUGGGGAUGGGAAAUGUUUGAAUCGUUUGUCAACUAUACGGCUGUUGAGAAUGAAGGUGGCUUUACGAGCUUAAGCAAUGCAAACACGGUUCCCCCUGUAACCAGGGACAAUAUGGAAAGCUUCUGGCUGGCCGAAACCUUGAAAUACCUAUACCUCCUCUUCUCACCCAACGAUUUACUGCCUUUGGACAAGGUUGUCAUCAACACUGAGGCGCAUCCUUUCCCUCGAUUCGACCUGGGCAAGCUCUUCUCGACGGGUUGGAAGCGUAAACCGCGGGAUGCACAUGGAAAUAUUAUUGGGGAUAGUAAGACUGUAUCUGCAUAA